Molecule: messenger RNA, 1222 nt
Organism: Centropristis striata (black sea bass)
Lineage: Eukaryota; Metazoa; Chordata; Actinopteri; Perciformes; Serranidae
Product: small ubiquitin-related modifier 2-like
Exons: 4
Coding region: 275-562 (95 amino acids)
Biological process (GO): protein sumoylation
Cellular component (GO): nucleus
Molecular function (GO): ubiquitin-like protein ligase binding; protein tag activity
Source: RefSeq, a predicted model, not a curated record
CGAACCAACAAAUAUGACAGCAAAAGGAAAAACAACGCCGUGCGCGUGCACGAGGUGCUGAAUGCCUCUGUAACGCGCAUUGGGGCUCUCCCGCCCAUGCCCAGACCGCGCUUUCACCCACGUGUUUACCUGUAGCCAUUCAAAGCCCAGCGCUGUGGACGCGCAAUGGCUCGUGGUCGCGCACGUUUGGUUCCAAUAAUUUAAACGGGAACGAGUACGUGCGCGCACCCGUAUUCUUUGUGUGGCAGCAUAGAGAAGCGCCAAAAGAGUGACCAUGGCUGAUGAAAAACCAAAGGAAGCAGUCAAGACAGAAACCAAUGAACACAUAAACCUGAAGGUAGCAGGCCAGGAUGGAUCAAUAGUUCAGUUCAAGAUCAAAAGACACACGCCGCUCAUCAAACUCAUGAAGGCCUACUGCGAUAGACAGGGACUGUCGAUGAGGCAAAUCAGGUUCAGAUUUGACGGACAGCCAAUAAAUGAAACAGACACACCAUCACAGUUGGAAAUGGAAGAUGAAGAUACAAUUGAUGUGUUUCAACAACAGACGGGAGGCCUCAUGUAAUCAACCACGUGCUCCAUUGUUUUCCUUCCUCAACACAACCAACCUUCCCGGCCUGUGAUACACAGCGGCUGCUUCUUUGCAACUUGUCCGAUUGUCUUAACAGAAUUCCAUGCAGAAGAAAUUGUCAUUUCUCUGCUUCACACGACUGCUGUAUAGUAUUUUUAUUCUCGCUCUCGUUCCUGUUCUGUUUUUGUACAUAAACCACACCCAGGUUAUGUUUGCUCAUGCUGUACUGUGGUAAAAAAAAAAAAAAAAAGUAAGGACUUCUUCUUGCAAGGUUGCAGACAGAAACAGAUAGGAAUGGUGAUAAGAGUGAGAAUUAAUAACGCUCACUUUAUGGAUCAGAUGUCAUUGGGGUAGGCUCCGUUAGUGUCCAUAAAAAUCUGUUCUUGAAGUGUACUAUUUUGGGACUGGCUAUUACUUGGGGAAAGGUAUACCCAGUUUAGAAAUGCUGCAUUGUCAUUUGAUUUCUGUUAUCUUCAGAAAAAAUAUUUGAUUUUAUACAUUUUAUAUAGUAGUAGAUGUGUAGAGAAAUGUUUGAAUAAUGGUUUAACUAGGCUUAACAAGCUUCACAUUUUGGGAAGCUGAAGAGAUGUCUCCGUAUUGUUAUUAAGAUGCCUGUUAAAAUAAAGCUAUUGUCUUUUUCCGAACUUCCACUAA